Molecule: messenger RNA, 12226 nt
Organism: Porites evermanni
Lineage: Eukaryota; Metazoa; Cnidaria; Anthozoa; Scleractinia; Poritidae
Source: the annotation of a GenBank genome assembly
AUGCUUACACAGGCUGGAACUCAGUAUCCCGGAUAUACGUGGAAGAAGUACCUCCCCCACAGGCUUAAUAACAGCAGAGCCACAGUUUUUGUUUCACUUUCAAAGAUAACCAUGAACAGAGUAAUAUUUCGGGGGUAAUCAGUAAGCAAACUGAAGUAAAUUUUGAUUAUUAGAGCCAGGGGUUUACUUUUUCGCAUUAAAUCUCUUUUGAAAGUGUAGGGUUUCAAGCUUCAGAAGCUUACAUUACAUGUUACAAGAUAACAACAAUGUUUGAGCGACUUUUUGUUAUCUCAAUUAAUAAAAGGGCUUCAAAAUAAAAUAAAUUGCGUGAAAUAUGAAUUUACUACCCUUCCCGACCUUUAUUUUCCCUUUGUUAUCUUCUUCCUGAUUCUUUGGUUUAUCAUUUAAGAUUAUUUUUCUGUGCAUAUUUUUUACAAUAAAGUAACAGAAGUCAGCAUCAAAUUCAGAGAGAUAAAUUAUCUUCAGCUGAUGGUACAAAAAAGGGGCACUCAACGAGCGAUCGACCCUGACAACUUUGGUAAAUUUGGAGGUGCCCUAAAUACUAUUUAUCUGUUUGGAUGUCUUAGGGGAGGUUUAAUCGUCUCAAAAGUUUGAGGUGGCGUUUUCGUCUCAUCUGCUCUGAAACUGUUAGCUACCCUGAUGGGUCCGAUCGUAAGUUUGAGGACAUGGAGUAGCUGCACCUUAAAUAGAAGAUUCUACUGCGGAACGUUUUGAAUUUUUACCGAAAUAUUUGGAAGACCUUCUUAAACAAUAAUCGCGCGCAAAAUCUUGGUAAUAAAAUGUGAAAAAAGCAAACUCCCAAACUGAAAAAAAAAUCGUAUGAAACCGAAUAUUUUAGAUGAAUGUAACUUUUAUCCACAAAAUUCUAGCGUUUCCCGAGCUUAAGAAAGAUUUCGAGGUAUGAUUUUCUCUUUCGAACCGAAAUUUGGCUAGAAUUUCAUUUUGAAAGUGCGGCCGUGGGACUGUCUUUGCAAAAUGCUAGUCAUAAUUUUACACGUAAAGAGCUAAAACUGAGCUCGUAUGAAGAAUAAGGUUAAGGAAAUAAGACCGCGAUGAUAUAAUGCUUAAUUCAGAACAGAGAAAGGUCUUUUCACACUAAAAUUUUAGUCACAGCCGCUUCGCCGCGGAUGCCAAACCUUCACUCAGGAAAUCAAAUUGUUGCUUGACCUUAUUCGCCUAAUGAGGCAAAAUAUUUGACUGUCAAUGAUUUUUUGCUCGAUGUGGUAACAUUUGAGUCUUAAGGAAAAUUUAUUCCUUUGUUGGGGAAAAAGAAAAGUGUUUGACGUGAGAUCAAAACGGUUUACUAAUCAAAGAAAUAUUGGAUCGGUAACUUUUGCGCAUUCCCGAACUUUAAAAGCUACAAUUUAGCAUCUGGAACACUGGAACUGUAGCCUGAUAGUCCCGCACUUAAAAAGGGAUGUUUGGGUGUUUUUGACUAAGCAGAAGAGCUUCCUUUUGGCUAGACAGAAAACGGCUUGGCUAGCAUCAAAAGACAUGUUUCAGCAAAAUUCCCAAUUGCAAAUGGGUUAAUAAUAAUAAUGAAAAUAAUGCUGAUGACGAUGAUGAAGAUAAUAAUGAUAAUAACAAUCGAAAAUGAGAAGCUUAUCAUUUAGUUUCGAAGUCCAUUUUAUUGGUGAAUAUACGGGUAAUUGGGAAGGUGAACACUGUCUUUGAUUUAGUUCAAUCUUUUGAACUCAAUAAUGAUGGUUAGUUAGCAAACAAAUUUGUAUCAAGGCCUUUAGUUAAACUGGGAAUGCACUUUUCCAGAAAGUUUCCAUUACCACCCAUUAGGCCACAAGGAUUAAACCUGAAAAGUUAUACAUCAGGCCUCAAUUGUUCAAAAGUUGGAUAGCGCUAUCCACUGAAUAAAUCACUAUCCCACAAAAAAGUGUUAGGGAAACCAAUUGCACUAUCCAGUGGAUAGAGAUUUAUCCAGUGGAUGGCGUUAUUCACCUUUUGAACAACUGGGGCUUGUACUUUUAGUAGUGUUACAAAGACUAUUGAGGAAGAGAAUGGACCAUAAGAACAAGUUUAAAAAUAAAGCCAGGGUGAUUAAAUAUGUUCUCCAAGUGUUAAAACGUAGUAAGGAAUUCCUCCCACUCUCAUUACCUCAUGAGGUAAUAUUAUGAGGAACAUACAAAAGGUUAAAAUUGGUUACAAAAGUUGUUCAAUACUAUUCUACAUCUGCUGCUUAAAGGAAUAGAUUAUGAUAAAUACACAAAUCAUGCUAAUAUGCAUCUUGCUCCAUACUUGUUGCAUUGCCAUAGCUUCAAAUGAUGAAGUUACUUCUUCUUUUUGCCACCUCCCUUCUUCUUAGGUGGCUUGUUUUUACCUCCCAUUGCUGCAGGCUUCAUUACUUUUAGUGGUUUGGACUGCUUGCCAACUGCUACCUGAGUAAGGUCUUGCUCUAUCUUGGCUUUAAUAGUUACUUCCAGUCCCUGAUUAAAUAUUUUUGGAAAACUCAUUAAUUAUUCAUAAAGAAAAAGCAAUAGGGUCCAAUAGAAAUGAAUGUUUAAUGAGUGUCUUUAUAUCUGGUAAAGACACGACUAAACUUUACGUCCAAUUUUUAUAAGCUAAAAUAACCCCAAAUCUAAAUAUUAGUGCAAGAAUGAGUUGAUCUGUAUCAGAGAUUUUGAAGCCGUUCGAAAAACUCGCCGUCUUGUAUUAUCAGGUUGAAACAUUCUUGGCUUCGCCUCGAGUUUUUAAACCUGAUAAUACACUCCUGCUCGUUUUUUAAACAGUCCACAUCAAAUUAUGAAAUAUUAAAAGUUGAAGUGAGAGACGUCUUUCCAAAUAUUGAUUUUUUUUCCUCUCAUACAGUUGUAGCUGCAUGAUUUGGGCCAAAAGGUAGCAUAUUUUCUUGAAUAAAUAAAAGUGUGCUUAUCAACAUCGUCACACCCGGGUGGAAUGAAUGUGAAGAGGAGGUUAACUGCUCCCCACAAAAUGAGGCUGACCCGAAGGGUGAGGGGGGAAAUACAGCCAGGUGUGUGUUAUUACCUUGAUUACAGCUCUCGUGCUAUUGCUCUUAUUUCCUCUACAUAGGUUAUCAAAAACCUACGAUAAGUUUGCAGUUAUUCUGGAUAGAAACAUUAACACGUAAUGCAGUACAUGCUUUGGAAGUGCUUUAUUUUAAAAGUAGUACCAGCCCCUCCAUUCCUCAUAGCGAGGAAAUCCGAAUGUCACAAAAAAAACAUUUGAUUUCAUUGUGAGAUGAUGUUAGACCAAGAGAAAGGAUUUCCUCCAGUGCCUUACACUUUAAACGUCAGAUUUUUUUUAGUUUCAAAUCCCUAAUAAGUAUUAGGAAAACCAACUACGUCAUCCACUGGAUAGAGACUUAUCCAGUACUAUAACGUUGUCCCCCUUUUUUUAACAACUGCGACCUGAACCUUUCAAGUUUACAUACCGCCGAAAAUACAAUUCUAUCAAGAACAUUAUUUUUAUUUAGAUAAAGAGCAAUCAGGGAACACCUUUUGACCAAUUAUUAUCUAAAAACCUGUUUGUUGGAUUCGAGAUAAAUAAACAGCACCUUAGUUACUGUGAGUGUUUGAACUAGCUGGCGUUCUAGCAUUUGAAUUGUAAGAGCAGUCAACAGCCUCUACCUAUUGUUUUAAUUCGACUGGUCCAGGAUGAUGCUGUGAAAUUAAGAGGAAGAUUUACAUAGCAACAGUACUUAUCUCCGAAGAAGAAAGUUGUUUCGUUUAAUUUGAAAAGUAGAGCUGAAUAUCUCUGAAGAUCCAGAAAGAUAAAUUUACCGGGAGGAAAUUGUCGUAUCAAAAAAACCGUGCCCGUACGUUGGAAAAUUGGAAUUAAGCCCCUUAAUUGGGUGUGGCUCCAGCUUGAUUUGACCACUGACUCGUCCUAAGUCGUCUCCUAUUAUUCUGUAAGCGGUCAAGGAACGGUUGCGGGAGACUAUUACGGUACUGGUGCGAGGGGGACGAUGGGAAGGUGAAAGGGGAAAUGAAGUCUCUUUCCUCCUUCCCAUUAUCCUCCGCACUUCCUUUUACCACGCUUCUCUCGUUAAUACUAAUAGAAGACUGAGAGACAACUGGGGACGAGUCAGGAUUUGACUCCAAUGGCUCCAACCCUAUGACGGCAUUUGCUACUUUUAUUUAGCUUAAUCUUUAUGCACAACCCUAAGCAAUUUUUUAUGGGUUAAAAAUAAUCGUUUUCCUUUCUGAACACCAUAAGUCAGACCAAAAUCUGAAAUUUCUACUCCUAAAAGUGAAGACGAGCAACACCGUCAUUUUCAUAUGGGAAUCAGGUAUACAAACAAUUGUUAAAAAGUUACAUCGAUUCGAGAUUCAUUCUUCCUUGAAACUUUCGCGCACCGGCGUUAUUAGGCUGCCCCUCGCAUCCUCGCGUCUUCUCGACGCUGUUCGUUGGCAAUAACUUAUUUCUACUACUACUACAGUGGACUCCCGAUGACUCGAACCUUCAAGGGAAAUCGAAAAAAGUUCGAGUUAUCGGGAAUUCGAGUUAUCGGGAGCUCGAAGAAAAUAGCUGGGAGCAAGGAAAAGAACAGUUUUUACUUCACAGUGAACAUUUUAAUCACAUUUAAUUGUAGAAAUGUCAAGUGAAAAUUAAAAGAUACUUCUUGAUUAUAAAUCAGAAUGUAACGUAACAAAUAGCCAAAUUAGAGCAUGCGUUUUACUGUUUUGAGAAGUAAAGCUGUUUCACGUUAGAUUUGUGACAAGCAACAUCAGCCUCCACUAAUAAACUUUAACAUGCCUACAACACGUCAAUGGGAAAUUCAAAAUUCAAUGUUUCGAACGCCAUUAGAUUUUUUUUUCCCGACUUUUUAAGGUUUUAAUGGCUCAAAACAUGGUUCGAGAUUACAUAGAAAUGAUCUGAGGGGAAACAAAAACUACUUCGAGUUAGCGGGAGAUUCGAGUUUCCGAGGGUACAAUUACAGUAAAUGUAUGACGAAAUUCCAGGGGAAUCGAUUUUGGUUCGAGAUAGCGCGAUGUUCGAGUUAUCGGGAGUCAAUUUUUUAUGUAUUCCUUCCUGGGCGUGAGUAGCGUGACUGAGUUCGGCAAGGCAGUAGCUGACUACAUUUGAACACACUCCAAGCCGUGGAAUGCCUAAGUGUAAGAUCGCGAGGAAAUACGAGUUGAAAUCAGUUGUUUUUUUAUCCUAAUUUACUACCGUACUGUAUAAACACCUAAGGUUCAUUUCGUUUCUAGUAGCUUCUAGUCUCGACUCCUUUGACAGUGUCUGAUCACAAGUAUCGAUCAUACAAUCAAUACAGUUGAGCUAAUUGUCAGCGAAGUUUCUUUGUAGUUACAAAUCAUUGCGCUCAGACUUAUGCUUGUAUCAGACGUUUAAGAGUUACAUGGAUUUUUUUAAGAUGGAGGAACUGGAUAUCAGUUUCGGUUAAUGGUUAAUAGAGUAGGGUCCUAUAUUAUGACAAAGCUCAAGAUUUCAAUUGAAUUUUUCAAAUUGAAAGUACAGUCUUUAUUUUGAGCACGGGACCAGACUCCGGUAGGCUAACAGAGGUCCUCGGUUUUAGUAUCAAAGUUAGAAGCAGACAUCCUGUAGGCAAGAGAAAUAUUUCCGCAAAGACAGUUUCAUUUUUCUAGUAUUCGAAAGGUGCUAUUUAUUAUGUAACGUAUUGCCUACAGUGUAUGUUACUAGAAUGCAAAUUUUACAUCAGUACUUCAAAGUAAACAAGCAACACGCUCAAUUUUCAAACAAACAGACCAUGACUAUGAUUUCCGCAUCCGAUUUUUUAAGUAAAUUUUUUUAUUACCAUGUGAAAACUUUGUACAAAGGCUCAACUACCUCGCGACUCAUUCAUGUUAUGCCUUGUAUCCGUGACUAACUUAGAAGAUGACAUUUUCAAAGCUUAGUAAAGAGCAAGACUGAACACAGCAUCGCGUUUUGGGGAAUUUUUUUUAGACGGCUUUAAGUGAAGAACUGGCCAUGUGUACAUUGAGAAUACUAUAGACCCACUAAAGCACUCGUGACAGGCAGAGACGACAAUUUAUUACACAAGUAUACUGGCUGCUCUAAAGUUAAACAAGGGGUCCUGUUUGAAAUUGUCAGUAUCGUUUUUAAUUAGUUACUUGAACUUGUGUUUCGCGCUAACAGAAAACAAAGUUGCGGUAACUGAGGAGUGAAUGCGUAGAAGAGCGCAUUUCACUGGCGUCAGAGAAAGAAUUAAAACACAUAUUGAAUAAUCCAAAUAUACUAUGUACAAUCCGGCUCAAGACCUAGUCGUAAACUUGGACUUCUCUCAGAAUGGCAUUCUUCAUUAUAUAAUAAAGCUUCUAUAAAACAGAAAUCGAACAAAGAAAAAGAAAUUCCCUCAUCACCCUCCCCACCCGUUACCCCAUCUUUGCUUCUCACCUCCCAACCCUCCCUUCCCUAGCCCAAUUACUCUUCUGAAACCCCUCUUUCCUUAUUUAUACAUGCAAAGAAAACAAGGUGGAAAUUGCUCUACACUGGAAUCGCGAUUUUUCAAACCACUUUGCAUGGGAAAGCAAAUUUGUUCCAGUUACCGGCAUUUUGAGGAUCGGGGGUAAAAAUAUGGGGAAUUUCAAGACAUCGAGAGUUCGAGAAUCGUGAUUCUAUUGUACUUUAUACCAUUCGCUCUGAACAACAUUAAAGCAAGAUGGCUUGAAAGAAUCCUUUUUUUGCUCAACAUUCCUUGUCGUCUCUCAGUUGUGAAGAGCUCACGGUUGACCCAUAAAUUGUCUCCUAGAAGAAAAAACCUUGAUAAAUGGAUUACUGGAGGGUAUGUAUUCAAUAGUUUUAUUAUGUUAAAACUUCGACGGAGGCUAAUAUAAAAUGUCGGUUCUGUGCUAGUCUCAAUGCAAUCGCAUAGAAACCAGGAGCACCUAUCGACUGUUUUCUGUGAAUUAUCUGUUCGGAGAAGCAAAUAUUGCCUAUAGAAUUUUCUAUUACUUGAGGACGGCUAACACUUUCUAGAUGACCGUUCCACUCAUAUAUAAUUUUCAAAACUUAUCUAAUAAAUUCCCUACGAUUUUCUAAAGUUUAAUUUUCACAUUUCACUUCCCAAGUUAUGCCACUUUUCGUGGAGAAAAGGAAACCUUAAAUUUUCGGACUCAAAAAUUCAAAGGGGAGCUGGAGAAAUCAGAAAAUGUCUCACUUUCGUAAUACGUCAAACUGCAUCUAAGAUUUUCGGGAAAUUAAUACUUAAUUCCCUGUAAUUUCGAAAUACACAAGUUCCCCUAGGGUGACGGAACAGGUUCAAAUUUUAUAGCGCCACUUAGAAUGCAUUUCUAGACAUCUAAAAGUACUCUGGAUUGCCUAAAAAGUUUGUAUUUUGGAGGGAACUGUCCGUUGGGUGCCCAUGAGAAACCGCAUUUGCAUCAGUUACUGAUUCCGCUUUCAAUAUCAUUUCGAUUUUACACUUUCAAUUUUAAACUUCGAAAUACAAAAAUGUACAAUUUCUUAGCACAUAUCAAUCAAGACUGAGUUGAUCACGUGUCCAAGCAAAGAUAAAGUAGAAAUGAAAUACUGAAAAGUGUCGUUAAACACUGAACUAUUAAAUAUAACCCAGUUUCCAAAACUCGACGUAUAGCGACAGAGAAUCUCUGAUCGGGACUAGAAAUUAAAGUGAUCGAUCGAUACAAAAAGAGCCAUGGGUCAUAAAAUCUAUACAUUUUAGCAGUCUUUUUUCCUCAGUCAGUUUACUCAAACCAUCAUCCCAAAACAUUUGCGUUCUUAACCAAGAAGAGGUACGUAACCAAGUAAGACGAAAAAUGAACGGGUCAGAAACUGAAGAAAUAUUAAAAGAAAAAUCGUCCAAAAAAAAAGGACAGCAAAUAUAUAUCAUCGAGCACGAAAAAUCUUCAAUAGAUGGGUUGUUAAAGAGAGAUUUCGGGUUAUGUCUGACUUAUGAAGCAGAUCUUGAGUGAGAGCGAACGUGUAAUAAGAUUUAGAAAUCUUAGAAGUUCCACGACUUUCGCAUCUUUCAUUUCGUUUUCACAUAGACAGUAUGAAAAAUGUGUUCACCCAUCAAUUUGCGACUCAAACCAAUUCUGGAUUGGUGACGACGCCAUAUGAAAAUUCAGAAAGAUAUUAAAUUUAAUAAUCUCCAAUAGAAUUCGUCCUCCGGUCGUAAAGAGACCACGAGAGUGCAGUAUUAGUGUUAAUUAAGAAACUAAAUAUUACAACAACAGGGACUCCAGUUUUCUUCUCUUUUUUCCAAGUCCGAGGUAAUAGAUUUAUGAUUACCCUUCAUGUAUGCUGUGGGUCGCAGUAAUGAUGCCAUUUCAUUGGAUGAAUCCCUGACUGACAAAACAAACACUACAGCCAAUAACAUUGCUCGUUGGAACAUAGGUAUACAAUGUCCACUUAACCUGUUCCUACGAGCAUAGAAUGAUGAUUCAUGAAGAUCACAAAAUAGUCGGGAAAACGAAGACAAGACAAGAAUUAAGAGAUUAACAAAAACAGAGUAGGUUUGUAUAUUUUUGCUUAGCCGUUUAUUCUUUAAAAGUUACAUUUUACUUAUUAAUCACAAUUUUCCUAUUUUCUCUUACUUUGCAGUCACAACUGUGGUGCAACUGGAAAUCUUAGAGGUAAGUUGAAUGCCUCAUAAUAAACCGUGUUGGUGUGAGGUUUUGAAAAAGUCUCCGUCGACCUUUUUAGAAAAUGAAAUGUUUUAGAAAUAAACUCGUCAAAGGGCGAAUAUUUUAGACUGAUGAAUCCUCCAAAAACUAAGCCUCUCGUGGUCUGAUAAUAAGUUAGCCUCUCGUUGUAUUAGCUUUACUCUCGAGAGUGAAUUCAGUUUAAAAUUUUUCACUUGUACAGUGCUUGCACACUUUAGGGAGAAUUUUUUUCGGAUUUUUCAUAUGUUUUCAAGCUAACAACCGUGCAUCAUGUUAAUUAGUCAAGAUAUGAUGUUCAGUCUAUCAAAAAAGCGUUGCAGUAGUUCGUUNUUCAGUUUAAAAUUUUUCACUUGUACAGUGCUUGCACACUUUAGGGAGAAUUUUUUUCGGAUUUUUCAUAUGUUUUCAAGCUAACAACCGUGCAUCAUGUUAAUUAGUCAAGAUAUGAUGUUCAGUCUAUCAAAAAAGCGUUGCAGUAGUUCGUUUUAGUUGUGCCAAACAUCUAAAGGGGUAUUCUUCAGAAUUAACUGAGCUUCUUCAAGGAGUCAAAAUUGUCAGAGGUCAGAUUAAAAAUAAAGAGAGAAAGAAACGAGGAUAUCUUUCGGGAAGUUCACUGCCUGGGCCAGUUAGACAAGAACCUGUUGAGCCAAAAUUUGAAACAGGUUCUUAUUUAAAAAUAGUGCUUUAAAAACAUUUUGUACGAUUGAAAAAUAAAAAAGUCAACAUUCAGGAUCCCGUUUGGAGACAUAGGUGCUUUAUCAAUCCAACUGGAAUGUAUUGGUAUGCAGUGAUUUUAUGUGAGGAAUAAGCUGAAUACAACUAAAUACUCUUAGCUACAAUGUAGUUUUUCUUUCAGAUAAGCAGAAGAACCUAUUUAAGAACCUAAAUAGCCUAAAUUUGUGCUAAUUACGAUUUAUGUAAGAACCUGUUUAGGCGAAAUUGGGAAAAUGCAGGUUCUUAGUGGCUGGUUUUUACUGAAUAACAUCUAAAGCGUCUUCGGAAAAGUUACAGUGAUAAAUAUUUUGAAUGGCAAAUUUGUCGCAUGCAAAGUUUUCCAAAAGUUACAUGUGCAGAGAACAUGAAUGAUUGUCUUCAUUCGUCAAAUUAUCACGUCAGUGCCCUUCAAACUUGGUUUAACUUGUAUCUCAAAGGAAGUUUACAUAGUUCUCAUCAUUGGCCGGUUUUCGAAAUAAUUGCUUAACGUCAUGGAGCCUUCCAACUCGUUUUAACUUGCAACUUAAAAAAAAAAGGAGUACAUGACUCCUUUCAAUUCGUCAAUUAAGACUGACUGAUUUACAUGAAACCAAUAAGAAUACUUAUAGUAACUUACAUUUAACAAUCUUUCAAACUUGUCCAAAACACGUUUUUAAGUAAACUUGGUCAAACUAGGGCAUAAAAACUUUCGUACUUUCAAAAAAAUUAUCAUUCGUCUUGGGAUCACUACGGUCGUUCAUACAAGUAAGGUAGGACUUGAGUCAAUGUUUCCAACAAUCUUUCGUAUCAAACUAAUAUACUCAGUUUAAUUAAACGAUAGCUUGGAGUCUUUUCACUUGGUUUCAAUUUGAACUGUUUCUUUUCACGAAAUAUUUAAAUGUAAGGCUUAUUGCUACUAGGUUCGCGCCUAAAUCUUAAGCGAACGCUUCAACGAAAUGUCCAAAAGUUUUAAGCGUCCGUGUAAGUCUGACAUAUAAUUGCAAGGACAUGGUAAUGUUUUCAAGUAAUACUAAAAGCUGACCUGAAAUUGAUGAAUGAAACCUGACGAAACUGAUAUUUUUUCUCCAAAACAAAUAGUAACUUUGCCACAGAUCAUCAAUUCGCGUUGCUUGUUAUCUGCAUUUUGAAUUUUUUCUUUUUUUUAGCAAAUCAUUGAAACCGAUACCUUUUUAAAGAUAUUCGGCCAUAAUUUUGAGCGUUUUCCUGUUUUCACAGGUUUCCUCAUCAUGCAAGCCUUAAUAAAGAUACCGCUGGCUACUGUGUUAUGCGGGCUGCUCUUACUGCUGAUUACCUUGUGUUCUGCAAAUGACAACAAUAGCAGCAAACCACGUGACAAGGUGAGUUUGUUUAAUCAAACAUUGUAAUAUAUAGCUGUAAUAUAUGAGAAGUGAAAGUCGGUCAAUGGUACCUGAACUAUUAACCUGAAAGAACUUAGUGAGGUAGAAUGAAUGAACGGUGAUUUUUUAUUUAAGGAUGCUUGACUAAGGUUAAUUGAUUGACUUAAUCAAUUGAUCAUGAAUUUAUAACGGAAUGAAUUUUUAAAUUUUUCAUUUAGAGUAUUCCUCAACAGACUUCAUCUUAUGGUUCCUGUGGUUAUGGUGGGUGUUUCUGUGCACCAGGAAUUCCAGGCAUCCCAGGAAGCCCUGGACCCGCGGGACCAGCAGGUAUCGCGGGAUCACCCGCUAAUCAUGGACCUGAAGGACCCAUGGGCCCACGAGGAAACAAAGGUGAUGAAGGAGCCCGUGGAAGACAGGGAGCACCAGGCAGCAAAGGAGUUAAAGGACCUGCAGGCCCGGCAGGUCCACGUGGUGACAAAGGUGAAGCAGGUUCAGCUGGUUCCCCUGGAAACAAGGGUGAUACAGAUACUCGUGGAAAGCAAGGUCCCCCUGGCCCCAAGGGACCUCAAGGACCUUCCGGUUCAGCUGGUUCCCCUGGAAACAAGGGUGAUACAGGUGCUCGUGGAAGCCAAGGUCCUCCAGGUCCAAAGGGUGAUCCAGGAUCGUUUGCUCGUAACUGGAAACAAUGCGUUUUUAAGAAUCUGAACGAUGGAAGGGACUCUGGAUUGAUAAAGGUAACAACUGAGUUGGUCGUUCUAGAUUAUAUAGAUUAAUCCGAAGCAAAUUAGUAAGUCUGGUUAUGACCGUUUUGAUGGAAUGAUACGGCAUGCGAGAAAAAAUUCGAAUGACAUUACCAGUUUCGACAAGUUUAUAAGAUAGACAUAUAUUUUUUGGUCUCAAGUUGAGUAAAAUCCACUAUGGCAAUUACAAUUUGUUCCCAGGCUCUGUCCCUAUGAAGUUGAUAGACCGAUUUUCGUAUGACCUUGAAAAUUGGUUUCGGUAAGUGUUCGUUAUUUGUUUUAUCAGCCAAUGGAUGAAAAGAUCAAAACAUGGCCUCUUCAUUGUCCCGCAAAAGAAAACCCUAACAUGAAGAAGGCAUUGUGCGAGUGAAAUCCACGGUUUUCAGGUCCGUUUUUCUGGACGGUAAUAUCAUUGUUUAUUUCUGAUGUUUAAUUUCGGUUCACCUUGCUGAUCUUUCUUCCUCUGUUGAUUUUUAAGGAGUGCAGUUUCAAGAAAACAUCAGACACUACUGGGUUGCGUGUCUUUUGGAGUGGUACUCUUCGUCUCGCUAACUGCCAUGGAUGCUGCAGACGAUGGUAUUUCACUUUCAACGGUGCAGAGUGUUCAACACCGGCUCCCAUUGACGGAGUGGUAUACAUGUUACAUGGAAGUAGCUGGAAAAAGGAUUUACACCGUGUGCGUCACAUCGAAGGAGUCUGUGAGAAAAUCCACAAGGGUAAUGUUCGCGUGGGCUUCUGGGUCGGUAAUUGUGGUGGUCACAAAUCUGCUGAUGCUUACACAGGCUGGAACUCAGUGUCCCGGAUACUCGUAGAAGAAGUACCUCCCCCACAGGCUUAA